Messenger RNA from Leucoraja erinaceus (little skate), 7233 nucleotides. It is a transcript of the gene pla2r1, whose product is annotated as phospholipase A2 receptor 1. The record is from RefSeq and is a predicted model, not a curated record. NCBI's taxonomy places the organism in Eukaryota, Metazoa, Chordata, Chondrichthyes, Rajiformes, Rajidae. Gene Ontology annotation, molecular function: signaling receptor activity.
UGGCGGGCGGAGCUGGGCAGGAGGCUGUAGUGAGCGGAGUGAACACCCCCAGUGGGCUAGCUGGCAGGCUGGCUGCGAGCUCCAGGCUCAGCGCUGCGGUGGUGGCCGGCGACGGGAUGCAGCCUGUCCGGACCCUUCAGCGGAGCGGCCGGGGAGCGGCGUUGGUGACCUGGGUGCUGCUGUGUUCCUCCUGUACUCACACCCUGUCCUCCUUCACCUCGGUCGUGGAUGUGCGGCGGAGCGCCCCAAACCUGGACCAAGGCGACCUGUCCGAACUGCUGGGUAAAAACAUCUUUAUUCUGCAGAGUGAACACCUCGACACGUGUAUAAAUGUGGAAGGCCAGGAUCUUCGACUCGGUGACUGCAGCCAGCCCUCAAGAAGCAUGCUGUGGAAAUGGGUCUCUAAGCAUAGACUUUUCCACUUAGUCAGCAGCUCAUGUCUUGGACUCGAAAUCAAUGAUCAACAGCGGCCUUUAAAGUUGUUUAGCUGUGAUUCAGCAACGGGGGUACUGCAGUGGCAUUGCACUGGUAAGGUGCUAGCCGGUGCCUCCAAGUACAAGUUAGCCGUUGGACAAGGUCAUCGUGUUGUGGCAGAGAGGACCAUCUACGACAGAUGGAGAAGGUACAUGACGCAAGAUGAAGGUCCAUGUAAGCAUCUUUAUGAAGAAAUCCACACUGUGCUGGGAACCUCCAGAGGAAUGCCUUGUGCUCUGCCAUUUAAAUAUAAUAAUAAAUGGUACCAUGAGUGUACAGAUGAAGGUAGGGAAGAUAAACUACUGUGGUGUGCGACCACCAGCAAUUACGAUGUUGAUGAACAAUGGGGAUUUUGUCCAAACUUGGACACAGGAUGCGAUUUGCUCUGGGAGAAAGAUCCUGUUUCACAGACUUGCUAUCAGUUUGAUCUCUUUGCUCUGCAGUCUUGGAAUGUGGCACGUGCUUCAUGUAAGGCACAAGGCGGAGACUUGUUGGCGAUCAGGGAUCAUGAGCAGCAGGAGUACCUAAAAAAGCGGCUACAAAAUGUUGGAAUUCUAGCGUGGAUAGGUUUAAAUCACUUGGACGAAGAUUCUGGAUGGCAGUGGGCGGACAGAGCACCGUUGAGCUUUGUAAAUUGGGAUGCAGAGCAGUCCCCAGUACCUUUGUUUGAAACACACCAUUGUGGGACACUAAAUUCUAAAUUAGGCUUCAGUUGGAGCAGAGCCGUAUGUGAGACAGCGCUGCCCUAUAUUUGUGAGAAAACAUUGAACUCAUCAAGAAAAGUCAAUCCCUUCGAGUUCUGGCAAUAUAGAGCUACACGCUGUGAGCCAGACUGGCUUUCUCACAAUGGCUUCUGCUACAAGACACACAAGGAGAUUCAGGGCUGGAAGGAUGCACUGGCCUCCUGUCGCGAAAACGGAAGUGAACUCGUCGGUGUCCAUUCCUUGGCAGACGUGGGGAACCUCAUGAAGUUAUUUAUGAAUGAAACUGUGUCAGAGGUGUGGACUGGACUAUACAAUAACAGAACCCCUGCUGAAUUUACGUGGUCUGAGGAAUCACCUGUAACGUUCACUUACUGGCACAAGAAUGAACCAAACUUUCCAUACAGCACCAGAGAACACUGCGUAUCAUUGCAGACAAUUAAUGGCCAGUGGAAAGUUAAAGACUGCCAGGAGAAAAUGUGGAGCAUCUGUAAGAAACCAGGAAAAGUGGAACAGCAAGGAAAAGAUAAAGGCUGUCUUGAGGAAUGGAAAAGAUAUGACGACUCGUGCUAUCACAUUGACACUAACUUGCAAACAUUCGACGAAACUUCAAAGGGAUCACUUUGUACACUUGCCAGCAUUGAGAACAGAUUUGAACAUGCUUUCAUUGAUAGUUUGAUCAGCAAUUUUGCCAGAGAAAAAAAUAAAUAUUUCUGGAUUGGUCUUCAGGAUAGGAAUCGCACAGGCGAAUAUACAUGGUUAACAACAAACAAUCAGAAAAUACCGGUUACUUUCACAAAUUGGAAUAAGGAUCAACCAGCAUAUUCAGGUGGUUGUGUGGCAUUAGUAAGAGAGAAAUCUCAUAUACUUUGGGAAGUUAAAGAUUGUAAAACCUUCAAGGCCUUACCUCUAUGUGAGGACAAAGUAGCAUCAAGUGUAAAAGUGGACACCUUCCCUGAUCCAACCAUGAAGGCAAACAACAAAUGUCACUUUGGAUGGGAGUCAAGAUCAGACCUUCAUAACUGCUUUAAGGUAUUUCAUCGUGAGAAAGUGUUAAGAAAGAGAACUUGGGAAGAAGCAGAGCAGUUUUGUCAAGCAUUUGGAGCACAUCUUGCCAGUUUUAACCAUUACAGUGAGGAGGUUUUUCUGAAUGAAAUUUUGGGAUGGAUGUUUGCCAGGGAAGAUGAAAGAUGGUUUUGGAUUGGCUUUAACAAAAGGAAUCCCACUUCAGCUGGCUCCUGGAAAUGGAGUGAUGGCAGCUCAGUUGAUGUCUCUGUUUUCCUGCUGGACUCAAAGAUAAAAAAUGACGACCUCAGAAUCUGCGCUGCGUACAGAUUUGAUAAAACCCUUGCACCUUUUCAGUGUGAUGAGAAGCUGGAGAAGCUGGGAUGGGUUUGCAAAAUGCCAAAAGGAACUGAACUGAAAAAAGCAGACUGGUAUGUUGACGAAGAACAGCUGGCAUUUGCACCUUGGUUCUUCUUUCAAGGAGCGGAGUAUUUGUUCUUUGAAACCGAAGGCAAGUGGCUGGCAGCGGUUGUAGCCUGCAGCCUGAUGGGAAGCAACUUGGUUUCCAUAACGACCCAGAAAGAACAGAACUUCAUUCAAAACAGGAUGUCAAGGCUCUUAGCAAAUGGGCAUGAAAAGUGGUGGAUUGGGUUAUACGCAGAAAAUCCCAAAACUGGAUUCCGCUGGACAGAUGAUUCACCUUUGUAUUACAACAACUGGGAUGUCAACUAUCCGAGCCUUUUACACAAGCGUAGUGGCAGAUGCGUUUAUCUGUCAUCAAAAACAGGGCGAUGGGGUGACAGCAAGUGCUUUCUGUCUCUUCCUUUCAUCUGUAAACGUCACAAUAUAUCACUCGUAGAGGUUCCAACGGUCGACCGUUACCUGCCCGACAUCUCGUGCCCAAAAGGAUGGCUUUAUUUUGAAAAUAAGUGUUUCCUGGUUUACGUACCAAAGGACAAGAGACAACUAAAGCAUUGGUAUUCCUCUCAAAUGUUUUGUACAAUACAUGGAGGCAACCUCGCUACAAUAGAAAAUGAGAUAGAACAAGCGUUUUUAACCAUCCAGCUCCUGGAAAGAUCAACUAGUGUGUGGAUAGGUCUGCACAGUGAUAACUUUGAACGGUGGGUGAAUGGGAAGCCUGUGAAGUAUACAAACUGGUUACCCAAUGAGCCAGCGCGAGAUGCUGCAGAUCCUUAUGAUCCCACUUCCGAACACAAUAACAGCCCUGUUUUACAAGAGGAGGCAAAAAGGUGUGCGUUAUUGUCUAACAGUCAUGCUCAUCAUUCUACAGGGAGGUGGUACACAAGCAUUUGCAAUACAAAUCGGUAUGGUUUUGUUUGUCAGAAAGCUCCAGAUUCAUCCAUCCAUAAUAUCAAUAAAUCGUCUGUAUAUCAGAUUCCUGAUACAUUUGCGUACGGCAAUUACACAUACAAGCUACUUAAGAAGAACGUAACUUGGUAUGAAGCAUUAAACGAAUGCAAACUGAGAGAGGCUGAACUGGUCAGCAUCACCGAUCAAUAUCACCAAGCUUUCCUCACUGUCAUCGUGAAUACACUGGCACAUUCUCAUUGGAUUGGACUCUCCAGCCAAGAUGAUGGCCACAGCUUUACUUGGUCAGAUGGUAGUGCUGUCGUUUUCACACAAUGGAGUGCAGAACGUCCUCAUUCCUCUCACGAUUGUGGAUACAUGGACACAAAGGGCUACUGGAGGACCGCUGACUGUGAAACUCAACUCCAGGGAGCUGUCUGCCAGGUUUUAGAAACUGCAACAUUAAAUCCACCUGCACACAAAGCAGAGUGCCCUAACCUUGACGAAGGUUUGCCCUGGAUUCCGUUUCGAGGCAAUUGUUACCUUUUCGAUUUGGUUUUAUACAAUUCUUCAAGCUUGACAAUGGAAGAAGCGAAAGACAUUUGCGGAAACCUGGCUGCAAAAUCUUUCAUUUUACACAUUAAUGAUGAAGAGGAGAACAAUUUCAUUCUUCAACAAGUAAAGUUGUACAGCCACAUUGCAGAUGUAAUCUGGCUGGGUAUUAUGUUUGACAACAAUGAUAACACACUGAAAUGGUUGGAUGGCACCCCGAUAACAUAUUCAAACUGGGGUGCAGAAGAACCUAAUGCACAUCAUCUCUCCAUUGAUUUCUGUGCUGGCAUGAGAUCAACAGAUGGUACAUGGUUUCUGACCAACUGUGCAGAGAGCCUUGCAGCAGUUUGUCAAACAGAUUUGAGUGGAAAAGCUCACAUUCCAAAACAACAUGAAUACCAAAUUGGAAAUACUACAGUGCUCACCACAGUGCUGGCAUUACUGGUAACCCUGGUCAUUGUCGUGGGCGCAGUUGGUACUUGGUAUCUAUGGAGACGGAAUCGGCCUUCAUUGCGGUUUUCAGGAAAUGCUUACUAUAGACAAUCUGCCCCAGAAGUUACUGAUAACGAUGGAAAUAUUCUAAUUUCUGCAUUUGAAAAGAAUGGUGGAAAUUAAUCAAGUGAGGUGAUGGCAUCUAUAUUUACAAAAAAAGUCUUGUUGGACUAUGACAGACAUAAAUGUUCAACAAUUGGUCGUUUAAUCAUAAGUAUGUUGAAAUCAUUGUUAUACAAUGUGAAUUCAAUUUUCUGCACAUUGUGCAUUCAGUACAUGAAUAUAUUCUUGCUAAUAUUUUCUAGUCUAAGUAGAGUGCCUAUUUUUAUACAGUACUUCUAUUAUUAGUUAUACCAAGUUAUCAUUGAAUUGGUCGAAACAGCAUGGAAACAGGCCCUUCGACCAACAGUCUGCCCCGACCAUCGAUCUCCCUUUCACACUAGUUCUAUGUUAUCUCCUUUUCCCAUCCACUCUGUACACACUAGAGGCAAUUUACAGAGGCCAAUAGAAACCCCAAAUGUUGUAAGAAGGAACUGCAGAUGCUGGUUUAAACCAAAGAUAAGCACAAAAGGGACAGGCAGCAUCUCUGGAGAGAAGGAAUGGGUGACGUUUUGGGUCGAGACAAGAAGAGUCUCGACCUGAAACCACCCAUUCCUUCUCUCUAGAGAUGAUGACUGUCCAGCUGAGUUACUCCAGCUUUUUGUGUCCAUCUUUCUGAUGGAUGCUCUUCUAGUUACGACGUCCCCAAUGAACUGAAGCAUUAUCUCUGCAUGUUUAUUCUUGUUCAGCAGUCAUAGUAGAAUUACCAUUGUGUCUACUCUAUUCAAUCAUGGCGGAUCUAUCUUUCCCUUUCAACCCCAUUCUCCUGCCUUCUCCCCAUAACACCUGACACCCUUACGAAUCGGGGACCUGUCAAUCUCCACCUUAAAUAUACCCAAUGACGGUCUCCACAGCCGUCUGUGGUUAUGUAUUCCGCAGAUUCAUCACUGUGUGACUAAAGGAAUUCCUCCUCAUCUACUUUCUAAAGGUGCGUCCAUUUAUUCUGAGACUGUGCCCUCUGGUCCUAGACUCUCCCACAAGUGGAAAUAUUCACUCCACAGAUUCACCACCCUCUGCCUGAAGAAAUUUACUUUCCUGUCCUUUGACACGGCAAAUAUUCCAUUAACCUUCUUACAUUACCUUUUUUUUUUAAAGAUAUUGAAAUGAUAUUUUGUGUAAUAAGAUCAUUUCAAAAUGUUCCAUUUACUUUGCUUAGUUGGCUAAUUCAACACGAAGUUACUGUACGCUUACUCUGAUUUACAAUAAAAUUAUAGCAGUGAAGCAAUGUAACCUGAAUAUUAUGCGAUGUUCCUGUGACCAUUUGUUGCGGACUAGGCCUUAAAACUUCAUUUAUACUCUUGCAGUUGAACAAAUGUAAAAAAUGUACUCUUGAUCAUGUUAGUAGGAAAGGGUCUGCAUUUACUAGCACAGUAAACCCUUGUUAAAACAGUUCAAAGGCAAGAGAAAUGGCGUCCGUUAUUGCUGAUGGUCUACUAUAACCGAGUACUCCCAGUGACCGGUCUUAUACAGCAUGGAAACAGGCCCUUGUGUCCACCAAGUCCAAACGGACCCAUUCACAUUAAUUCAAUGUUACCCACUUACGCAUCCACUCCCUACACACUGGGGGCAAUUUGCAGUGGGCCAAUUAACCUACAAACCAGCACAUCUUUGGGAUGUGGGAGGAAACAGGAGCACCCGGCGAAAAACCACACUCCCUCAGGAAGAACGUGCAGGGAGAAAGGUAUUAUCAUUGUACAAGUAGUAUUAGUGUUAGAAACAAACAGCUGCCAGUUGCUGGUUAAUAAACAAAAGGACAGAAAGUGCUGGAGUAACUCAUUGGUCAGGCAGCGUUUCAGGAGAACAUGGAUAGGUAAAGUUUCGAGUCGAGAACCUUCUUCAGACUCUUGGGCCUGAGAUCCAGGUGAGUUGACGGCCUCGGCCUGCUGGCGGUUGGGGAGAGGCGAGGUUCGUCGGAGUUGACGGUCGCAACCCGCGGGCGGCUGGAGUGCUGGCAAGGGUCAGCAGCGGCAGCAGAUGCAGCCUGGAAGCGGCCGGGACAACUGUGUGGGCCGGCGGUGGCAACAGUGGGUCCGGUCUGGAAACGCUGGGGAGGCAGUGUGGUCAGUCCGCUAUAACCAAAAUCUGAUAUAAAGAGGUCUGCUAAAACAAGGGUUUACUGUACUGUAGAGGGGUCAGGUAUUUCUAGAAUUGGACAUAGCAGUUACUUUCUGGAAUGUAUUCAUUUUUCUACUAUUUGUUUUUAUUAGUACAUCUGUUAACUGAAUAUUCCAGUGUUCUUAAAACUUGCUUUCUUGAACGUGAAAUGUCGCUGCAUUCUCUUUUACCCGCUCACCAGCCACAGAGUCAAGAGCGUUUGAUUGUCAUUCGUACCGACAAUGGAACAAUCAAAUUCUUACUUCAGCAGUGCAACAGGCCUGUAAAAGCAAUACACACAGACAAUAUAUAAUAGGCAAAAAAAAACAAUAACUUAAUAUCUACCAUAUGACUGCAAAGAAAACUGGUCAGUGCAACCAAAGACAGUGAAUAGAAGUUCAUAGUUGAGGGUAGUGUUGUACAGUGUUCAAGAGCCUGAUAGUUGUUGGGAAGAAACGGUUCUUGAACAUGGCGACUAAAUUAUGUAAUUUAAGUAAUGAUGUCGUUU